This is a messenger RNA of Encephalitozoon hellem ATCC 50504, 579 nucleotides long. RefSeq lists its product as uncharacterized. Bases 1 to 579 code for a protein of 192 amino acids. The record is from RefSeq and is a predicted model, not a curated record. The transcript has a single exon. Lineage: Eukaryota; Fungi; Microsporidia; Unikaryonidae.
AUGGAGGAGGAUGGGCCAAGACUAGCUAAAAUGAGGCAAGCCUACAAGCGUGCUAUACAAGAAAUCCUUAAGGAACAAGAGAAAAUAAAGGAAAUCCUUACUGAUCCAAGUGCUCAGAGCGAGGACUCCUUUUUUAUGGACAGCUCCAAGGCUAGGGAGACACACCGGGGAGAUCCGGAGGCGAUCUCAAAUACCAUUGAGGGCAUUUUCCAGAGUCUUAGGUCAAGGCUAUCUGAUGUUUUCAGGAAGAAGUUAGAGGCGAAUGACAUUCCAAACAAACUCAAUCAGCUAGACAGAGACGUCCUUGAAGGCAGAACAAGUCUUAGGGACGUUACUUCCAAGGAGUACAUUAGAGAGAUUUUUGAAUCACACCUUGUUGGAGCCAAAGUCGAUUACAUAGACUAUGUUGAGGAAACCAAGAGAGAGGCUCUGGAGAGAAUAAGGGUGCUAAAAAAUGAACUUGAAAGGGCCACUGAGGAAAUGGGGCUUCUGAGAAAAGAAAAUUCUCUCUGCAACAAUGCCUACAACAGCCUAAUAAAUAGCUUCUCGGAGGCUGUAAAAAAUAAGAAUAAUCAAUGA